Molecule: messenger RNA, 699 nt
Organism: Plasmodium yoelii
Lineage: Eukaryota; Apicomplexa; Aconoidasida; Haemosporida; Plasmodiidae
Product: repressor of RNA polymerase III transcription MAF1, putative
Exons: 1
Coding region: 1-699 (232 amino acids)
Biological process (GO): negative regulation of transcription by RNA polymerase III
Cellular component (GO): nucleus
Molecular function (GO): RNA polymerase III core binding
Source: RefSeq, a predicted model, not a curated record
AUGAUAAAUUUAGAUAUCGAGAACCUUAAUGAUAUUAAUCUAAUUUUAGAAAAAUUAGAUGCCCAUGAUCGAUUUAUCGAAGCUACUAUUGAACUGUUUGAAGCAGAUAAAUAUAAUAACAAUAAUUGUGAGGGUUGCAAUUGUGAAGGAGCCAAUUUUGAAGGGGCCAAUUAUGACCGUUGCGCUAUUAAGAAUAAAAAGCAAAUCCAAGAUAUAGUAAAUAAUAAAGAAAAAACAUAUAUUCUGUCAAAUAUAAUAAAUAUAUUAAAUUAUGUUUUUCCAGAUUAUGAAUUUAAAUAUCUAAACAACUCAAAUUAUAAAUCUAUAAAAAAUUUAAAUAGUGUUAUAGAUAAUAUAAAUUAUAAUUUAUUUUAUUUAGUUGAAAAUAUUUAUCGAGGUUUUAAUAAAAAAGUAUGGAAAUUAUUAAAAGAACUAAUUGAUUUUAAAUCUUGUGAUAUAUAUACAUAUUUAAAUAAUACUGAUAAAGAUCCAUAUAUAGAUAAACAAAGCAUUUCAAGUUUUAAUUAUUUUUUUUUUGCAAAAAAAACAAAAAGAAUAUUAUUUAUUUCAUGUAUAACGAAACCAAAAUAUAAAAAUCAAAAUGACGAAGAUUUUAACAAUAUAUAUAUGACAAUUCAAGAUGAACCUUCUAUUAAUCCUCAAAAUGAUUAUGACGAAAAUUGUUCAUCUAGUUCGUAA